Colletotrichum aenigma is the source of this 1179-nucleotide messenger RNA. RefSeq names its product Beta-apo-4'-carotenal oxygenase (gene ylo-1-0). Lineage: Eukaryota; Fungi; Ascomycota; Sordariomycetes; Glomerellales; Glomerellaceae. Gene Ontology annotation, cellular component: cytoplasm. The transcript has a single exon. Gene Ontology annotation, molecular function: aldehyde dehydrogenase (NAD+) activity. The record is from RefSeq and is a predicted model, not a curated record. Bases 1 to 1179 code for a protein of 392 amino acids. Gene Ontology annotation, biological process: aldehyde metabolic process.
AUGGAAUCGACAAAGAUUCCGCCUUUUGCAUCGACUCCUGUGGCAAGCAUACCAGCUUCUGUCCGCGCGGCCAAGGCCACUUUCAAGUCUGGCAAGACAAAGAAUGUGGAAUACCGCCUUGUUCAACUUCGAAAGCUGUACUGGGGACUCAAAGACAGAACUGGUCAGCUUCGAGAGGCUCUCAAAUACAAUCUCAACCGCCCUCCCCACGACGCCCACGUUUCUGACAUUGACUGGAGCAUUUCGGACUGCAUGUUCGCCAUCCAGAACUUGGCGACGUGGAUACAGGACGACAAGAACAUUGACGUGUUCCUUCCCUGUUCGCUUCUUCGCCCGCGAAUCCGAAAAGAACCCCUGGGCACGGUUCUUAUUAUCGGAACAUACAACUUUCCGGUGCAGCUGAACAUUUGUCCCCUCAUUGGUGCGAUACCCGCCGGCUGCACCGCUGUUGUGAAACCUUCCGAGAACGCCCCGGCAACGGCCAUGGUUCUCAAGGGUAUCAUCGUGGACUACCUGGACACUGACUCUUACAAGGUCGUGAACGGUGCCGUGCCUGAGACCACUGCUCUCCUGGACCAGAAAUGGGACAAGAUUCUGUAUACUGGCGGGGUCAACGUUGCCAAGAUCAUCUCCAGGAAGGCUUCAGAGACGCUUACGCCCGUGUGCCUCGAGCUUGGCGGCAAGAAUCCAGCAUUUGUCACCAGCAAUGCAGACCUUCGUCUUGCUGCCCGAAGGCUCUUGUGGGGAAAGACGCUCAACGCCGGACAAGUCUGCGUGUCCCACAAUUACGUUUUCAUCGAGAGGGGACUAGUCAAGGACUUUGUCAAGUUUCUACGAGAAUCCUACGCCGAAUUCUUCCCCAAAGGCGCCAAGGAGAGCCCAGCCCAACACUUUGAUAGGAUGAAGAACAUGCUUGAUAGUACGCGGGGCCAGAAGGUUUUGGGGGGAGACACUGACCGCAAUGACCUUUACAUCGAGCCAACGGCCGUUCUUGUCGAUGAUCUUCAUGAUAUUAUGGUUCAGGAGGAAUCCUUUGGUCCGAUAUGGGCCAUCGUGCCAUACGAUAAUCUCGAGGAUGCGAUUGCUAUCGCAAAUGAGACCGAAUCAACGCCACUUGCACUGAUGACCUUCGGCAGUCCAUCGGAAAAUGAGAAAGGUAAGCAAUCGUGCCCAUACUAG